CUGCCUCCUCCGCUGAGAUGCACUCGUGCGCUGGCGGCCAGUGCAGCGCGCCUAAAACAAAUUUUUGGGGCCGUACCGGUGUCACGGUCACGUCGCCCUCAGGUAAUGGGGAGAGUGUAGGGGACGGUGAUGCAGGGCAAGAGGUAAGGGAAGGAGGAGGACGAAGGAGGGGUGGGGGAGGGGCGAAUUGUACGAUGCCGCGCAGGGCGCAGACAAAGGAAAACCAUCAGCAGCAUACAGGCGGGCGCAGGAGUGGAAGCUUUCACCCUCCGGGAUGCACUCGUCGCACCCAAAACGAUACGGAGUCAAAAACUGCUGCCGCUCGCCUCUUCAGCUACUGCCGGGGCACUCGUUGGCAACCGUUCCGCUCUCGUGCAGCGACCCGGAUGAGAAGGGAAGAGGAGGAGGAGGAGGAGGAGGAGGAGGAGGAGGAGGAGGAGGAGGAGAAG
Prorocentrum cordatum is the source of this 449-nucleotide messenger RNA. The record is from the annotation of a GenBank genome assembly. NCBI's taxonomy places the organism in Eukaryota, Dinophyceae, Prorocentrales, Prorocentraceae.